This is a messenger RNA of Tigriopus californicus, 5848 nucleotides long. It is a transcript of the gene c11.1, whose product is annotated as maestro heat-like repeat-containing protein family member 1. Lineage: Eukaryota; Metazoa; Arthropoda; Copepoda; Harpacticoida; Harpacticidae. Gene Ontology annotation, cellular component: cytoplasm. The coding region runs from base 311 to 5593 and encodes 1760 amino acids. The record is from RefSeq and is a predicted model, not a curated record. The transcript is spliced from 2 exons.
ACGUUUGUUAGGUCCUGGCAGAAAUGAUCAUAGAUCACACAACCUCUGCAUAUCUGAUAAUAUACGAAACAACUGGACGACUUAAAAGUCCAUCCAUUCCAUACAACGUAAAUACAUCCAGGGAAGGAGCGAGAGAGAAAAAGCUGCACAGGAGCGCCAUCACGUGGAUCCUUUCGUGGCCAAUCCUGGUGGGACAAGUCAAACAAGUCAAAGUUCCCAACCGCAACGUCGUUUCGACUUCGACUCCUUCAUGACUUGAAGCCCCAGCCGGCAAUUCGGCAAUUCAGCCUUGAUAUCUUCGCAUAAUCACAUGGCUGCCACUACGUUUGAUUCGGUUGGAAAUCAUGUCAUGAGUGAAGAAAAAAUCAUGCGAGAUACGAUCAAUGCCAUCCACAAAGCCUCAACAAAUGGCGAUGAACGAACCCGUGAUCCCGCCGUGCAAUCCUUAAAAGUGAUCGCUAUCGAUCAGAGUUUACUAGUGCUUCAAACGUGGCUCGAUCAGUUUGCUAGGACGAAUGGCGGUAGUUCACCCUCGGAAUAUGCUGCCGCUGAAAGGGUUUAUCUCUUACAGUCCUUGGAACAGAUUGUGGGCCAUUUGGUGGCCCAAAAAGUCGCCUUGGAUGAAGAUUUGGCCCAUCGGGCGUGCGUGGGUCGAAUCAUCGCCUUAACCACUGAAGAAAUGACGCGUCAGUCCGAGGUGAUACCGGAUGUUCAGAAGCCUUGUUCGAACGUUCUAGUCAAAUUGGGAGAGCAUUACAUGGAGAGGGUCAUGGAUGCACUCUUGAUAAAAUUUCAACCCGGAGCCAACAUACAUUUCUACGUCAUACUGUCAAUGAGCGCGCUAGCUCAAGCCAACUCCAUGGAUAUUGUGCCAUUUUUGAAGGCCAUCCUGGGAACGGUAGUGGCCAAUUCGAAAACAGUCAAGAAAGAAAAUAUAAAAUAUGCUUAUGCCAUAUUGAUGGCUCGUUCUAGUGAAGCCAUCCUAGAUUACCUAGCCAACAUCAACAAUGCACCGGAUCCAUCCGUGACAAAAGAACACUUUGAGAAAGAGAUCGAUUUGAUUCAUGAGCUUUUUUUCAACGUAUGGCUCAACACCCGAGACCUGAAAGUCAAACACAGCGUGUUGGAAGCCUUGGCUCACUCUGCCAAACUUCUCUCCUCCGACAGAAUCGCUAAGGUGGCCGCCAGUUCGUUGUCCACACUUAUUUCCGCAUACAAACGCACUCCAGAACAUUAUUACGUCACGUUAAGUAUAACUCAAUUGGUGGAUGCCUCGGUGAAAGUCGAUGGAGCGCUGUUGGAACCCGUUAUGGAGAGUCUCCUGACUGCCUUAUUCAAUCAGAUUUUUUCCCAAUCUGCGGCUGACUACGGCAAGCCGCUGACUAUGAAAAACCAUCAUGAAGUGUUGCGAUGCUACGAUAUUCUUGUGCGCACCCAUAACUCGAAGUUAGUGGCCGGAUUGGUUGUGAGAUCAGGCAGUGUGGACGAGAAUGUUCGUUUAGCUGCGUUGACCGUUUUUAAACAUAUCUUAACGAGCUCGUUGCUCGAACUCGAGGACAAGAUUGGCGACAUUUUUCAAGCUCUUCAUGGCAAGCUUAACGAUCAAAGCAAUAAGAUACGCAAGAUUAUGGCCCAACUCACAGCUCAGUUGGGACGGCUCGGAUAUUUGAAGGAACCUGAAGGAAAAGAUUUUCUGGAAUUCGUCGUUAGAAUUUGCGCCUUGCCGCCAGACGAUCCAGAGACUAAGGCGGCCUUGCAUAAAGGCGAUGUUAGCUGUGAUGAGCUCAGAGAGAUUUGUGGAAACAUCCUUCAACUCUGGUCGACCAAAGAAUCAGCCAUGGAUGUGGUUUUAUGGCCACAUUUGUUGGAUUACCUCCUUGCGCCUGAUUUUUCCAGUGCCGUACCCUCUGUGAUGAAGAGCCUGUCGCAGUUGGCCAAAAUAAAGAGCGAAGACGAUUCGCCCGAUUUCGUUGUGGAUUUCACCAACUUCAAGUACAUCACAGGGCCAUAUGUUUUGGUGGCUCGUCUCUUCGUUCUGGCUGCGGUGCCAUUUCCAUCACGACGGGGAGUGCAUAUCCUCGAGUUCCUGCAGAAAUUCGCUCCCAAUAUCAAUAGGCACAUUCCAUCCUUAUGGAAACAACGGAUCAGCUUGCUCCAACAUUAUUUGGAGAAGCACGUGUCUUCUACGUCGAGCACGUGGGACCAAAAUCAAUGGGAGGAGUGGCUCCUUACCCUCUUGGAUGACACGAUUGGGGAGAUUGGUCUUGAGGAAUGGACCUCGGCCUUAGCUUUGAGCAUCAACCAACAAUUGGCACUCUAUAAGCAUGACGACGAAGUAAAAGAGCGAUGCUUUCUAAUGAAGAGCUUUGGCCUGGUGCUCAAAAGGACCUCUGGGAAGCAAUUAAUUCUAGAACACCUCUCAACUCUGUUUCUCAGCACGAAUCAAGCCCAGCAUGAGCAACAAAUGGCUUGCGCCAGAGCCUUUGGAAGUUGUGCCUCCAGACAUCUUCCUUUGGUUCUCGACAAGCUAGAAAGUCUCCUAAAAAGUGGAUCACAGAAGCGGAGUGGCUCGUUCUUUGGAUUUUUGCGUGAUAGUAAAACUGAAGAGUGUCAAAUAAGGGCUCGAUGCACGAUUCUUCUUUGUGUCGGCCAAUCCGCUGUGAUGAGCUCGAAUCUACCAGAGCUGGCCAAAAAGGUGGAUGAAAUCACUCAGAAGUUCAUAAUGCCAGCCCUAAAAAGUGCCAAUGUGGUACUUAGAGUGAGUGCUUUGAGCGCCAUGGCUGAUAUUGCUCGAGCUCUCCAAAAAUAUCGGAACGAGAAAGAUGCUCCCGAACUGCUUCCAGCCCAUCAUGGGGAUCUGCUUCACGAAGCCAUUGAGUGUCUUAACGACUCGACGUGGUCAAUCAGUGAUAAGCUGGAAGCCCUGUCCACCAUUUUCGAGCUCAUUCAGAUCCCUCCGUUCAUUUCCCAGAUGAUCCGUUGUUCGUUGCUCAAGGCCUGCUUCACUGCGGUCUUCCCUGGGUUGGUCCAACAGUACUACUCGAAAGAGGAGAAUUACUCCGACGUGAUCAGGAGAGAAGUCCUCUUUAAGCAGGUCGUUGACAAACUUCUGUCUGUCGUUCAAGAACUGUUGCGACAAGAGCUGGAGCAAUCGACACUCGACGAAAUCUUUACCCUCCUCGAGCCCUGGCUACAGAAAGACAGCUCAUUGGCCAAAGAGAUGGCCAUAAUCGUCCUUGAAAAGAGUUUGCGCACGUUCCUAGAGUUGGUUCAAUUUAAGGUGGGCUCGCCGUCCUCGUUCGCCCCUGGGCCCUACAUUGUGGGGAGCAUCGUGCCCCGAUGUUUUGAUGCCUCCUUAGGCGUACAAAGGGUCUCGUUGGAGUGUAUUCAACUGCUCAUUAAAAUUCUGGCCACGUUUGAUGGUCAUGCAAAAGAAAAUAUCGAGAGCAUGUUGACCAAGCUGAAGGCAUUGUGCGUCCUCAGCCCCAUGGCCGAAAGGGAACCUUUAAAUGGGGAGGUCGUGUCUCGGCCCUUGUCCCAAGUCCUCUGCGAACGUAUACAACAUUCCCAUCUCUUGCCACUAAUUCAUAGCCUCGUCGAGAGCCUUACGGAUGACUCCCCCAACAGUGCGCUCGGAACAAGCAUAAUUCUCGGUCGCCUAAUUGAGUCGAGGGGCAAUGAGCUGUAUGAGCAAGCGCCUGACCUCGUACAAGAGAUCCAAUCCAAAUUGAAGCUCCAUGAGGGAUGUGCCGAGACUCGUAUUCGUAUGCUCACAUCCAUUCGCUUGCUAGCCGCUCUGAACAGUCGCUGCGUUGUGGAAAGACUUUUAAUUAACGGCCCACUCCCCAUAGAUGACAGUCUGGAUAGCAUUUGGAAAGUUUUGAGCCACGAUUCGAGUCUGGCCCAAAGCGCACUCAAGCAGCUCUUGCAACAAAUCAACUCCAAAGUGGAUAUCUAUUCAGAGCAGAAAAUUGAUCACUUGAGCUCGCGACCGGUUCGAUGCGCCCACCACUUGCCCUUGGCCUCAAUCUCUGCUCUGAACUCGUUGUUCCAAAUGAAAGAAAUGGAACUCCUUUGUGAGAGUGAAUUUCCCGUCAUCUUUGUGUCCCUCAUAUCAACCCUCUCCUGCUAUGUAGGAGUCCAAUCGGUCGAGAAGCCGAAUGCGUCUUCUUCGACUACCUCCUCUCUUCGUUCUAGUACUCACUCGAAAUCGAUGAAGACCUCCUCUAGUCCAAGUGGACUUUUGGUUAGCCAAGAACAAGCCAAGUUGGAACGCAUCGAUCCAUUCGAGAAAGCCAAAUCUGCACUCCAAGCCUUUCUAGAAUGCAAAGGCCACGAGUCGGCGGUAAUGAUCGUCCAAAACUUUUAUCAAAGGUACCACACCAAUUUUAAUCAAGGAGGAGAUAUUUUCUCCGACCUUGUCUUUGAUCUUGUCCAGAACAUCAUACAGGACUAUCCUCAACACCUGCCGAAACUCAUGCUUGAAUUUCAACCUCUUUUGACGUUGCCUUCUGUUGGGCGUCGAACCGUGGCAGUGGCUUUUUCUUGCCAACUCUUGAAGACUGAUACGGUCGUUGAUUGGACUCUUUACGAUGCAGCCGUCGAAAACUUAUUGGCCGGGCUCAAAUCUUCGUUGGAGCCCAAUCACGAAGACGAGGCAAUGAGGCAGCAUUACUUUGACUCCCAGGUUCGGAUCAAGAUCCUCUGUUUGCAAGGCAUCUCCCAUUUUAGGUUAAGCAAGCGAGAGGAGGUUGAGAGUGGCUCCAAAUUUGGCCCUCUCCUGCUUACCUCGUUCAUGGACGUUAUCGGAGACGACUUCAAGUCUGACUUGAAUCAACAUGCUCUGAAUGGACUUUCGAAGCUUCUCGAGGCCAACGCUCUCUCCGUGGAAGAGGUGCAGACGGUGUUGUCUGAAUUGGCCAACAAGGUCAGACCUUUCUUUGAUUGCGGUAACCAUGCCGAUUCAACCGCGGCCAUUCGAUGUUUUUGCCUACUUGCGUCGUAUGCGGCGGACGAAUACAAAGACAUUUACUUGGAUCAGGUUCAGAGCGUCUUAGUGAGCCUCUUGUUGCACGUAAACGACGACGUGGAACAGAUUCAGAUUGUAAGCAAAGAAGGGCUUCUAGCCAUUCUCGAGGUGUUUGCCGCACCAGAGGGAACCAGUGAAGGCCAUUUGGGAUCGCUCGAGACUCAUUUGAAGUCCUAUUCCGCAGCCACCUUCAAUUACGUACGAUUCCUCUCGGAUCUGGCCCAGCACGAGCUAUUCCAGAGCCAUUGGAUGAACCUGUUCCCCGCUUAUAUCGAGUCAACCACUCGCUAUUUCCAAAGUUCCAAUCCUAAUUUACGAGCCAGUGCUGUAUGCCUUCUAGCGACACUCUUGGGGCAUUGUCAGCCCUUGAUCCUGGUUGAAAUUAAAUCUGACUCGAUUUGCCAAGGGCUGGCCAAGAUGUUGUUGGAUAAGAGUCCCCACGUCCGAACCAUGGCUGCCACUCAUAUUGGAAAUGUGGUUGUCACCCUCAAAGGAGGACCAAAGAGGCUCCCAUUUGAGGUUCGAACUGCCGAUACGAGUCAGAUCCAACCUAUACCCGAGUAAAGAAUAGUUAGUCAACCGUUCAUCUAAUUCAUUAAAAGACCAAUACCCUUGAAGAUGUUGUCUUACUUCUUGCAAUCCUGCUGCUCUUUUCCCCUUAUUUGCGAAGUUCAACAAUGUGUCUGUGAUUUUGCCAACAAGAUGAUAACUGAUGUGCAACGACUUCUCUUAGUCUUUGAAACACCGACCUGAUGAGUAAGAGAUAAAAUUCAUAAGUGAUACUUUUUUUAUUUUCAGUGAAAUACACAAUCAAUCAGA